Capsicum annuum is the source of this 1993-nucleotide messenger RNA. RefSeq names its product E3 ubiquitin-protein ligase PUB23-like. The transcript has a single exon. Gene Ontology annotation, biological process: protein ubiquitination. Gene Ontology annotation, molecular function: ubiquitin protein ligase activity. The coding region runs from base 527 to 1888 and encodes 453 amino acids. NCBI's taxonomy places the organism in Eukaryota, Viridiplantae, Streptophyta, Magnoliopsida, Solanales, Solanaceae. The record is from RefSeq and is a predicted model, not a curated record.
AAUUUUCCUCGUUCUUUCCAUACAAAUCCAUCACCAACAUUCAAUUCUUUCAAUCUCUCAAAAGCCAAAAUUCCAUUACGUAAUUCAAAUUUUAGUUGUUCUUGAAAUAGGAAAUCAUUCUUUUGGUUAACCAUUCGAUUAGAAGCUUAUUGACCGGACUUAUUAGAUUAUUUUCACGGAUAGAGUCAUGGAGGAGUAAAAAGUACCCCGUACCAAAAAGUGUUAUUCUGUUCACAAGAAGUAUACGUUGUCCUCUUCUUUUUUUUUCCACACAAAUAGUUACCAACGUUUCAAUUCCUUCAACCUUUGAAAAGAUUCACUUUAUUUCCAUCUCAAUAUACUCCUUUCUUUUCCCUUCCCUUCACAAACUUUGUCUACUUCUCCUUCAAGAGAUCUAUCUAGCUCUUUGCUUCUUGAAAUCGGAACUUUUUUAUUUAACCAUCCGAUAUCAAAUGCUUUCUAUCUUUUAUUUUCAAGCUGAAACGUGGAAUAUCUGAUUAGGAGUGGAGGGAUCCCACCAACAAAUAUGGAAGAUGUUGAAGUUCCCGAUUUUUUCCUUUGUCCAAUAUCAAUGCAACUAAUGAGGGAUCCAGUUACAACAUCAACUGGAAUAACCUACGAUAGGGAGAACAUAGAGAAAUGGCUAGUCAAGUGCAAGAACACAACUUGUCCAGUCACCAAACAAGAGUUGUUGACCACAGAUCUCACCCCGAACCACACUCUUCGUCGUCUAAUCCAAUCUUGGUGCAUCAUGAAUUCUUCAGAUGGUGUUGAAAGCAUUCCAACUCCAAAGCCUCAAGUAACAAAAUCCCAUGUUUUAAAACUCAUUAAAGAAGCCAUGGUAUCACAAGAAAUGCAACUUUCUUGCUUAAGGAAACUUAGAUAUAUUGUCCAUGCCAAUGAGAGCAACAAGAGGUGUCUAGAAUCAUGUGGGAUUGUAGAUUUCUUAGCUUCAAUUAUAAUGAAGAAAGAAGUGGUUUUUAUUGAAGAUUCAGAGUUCAUGAUCAGUGGCAAAGACACCCUUUCACUAAUAGUGUCAUCCGAUGACAUUGUUUCACCAAAAGAUUCUGAAUUGGACGAGUUAAGUUGUGAUAAUAAUCAGACUCCAUGUGUACACGAGUACUUCACUAAGACAAGUGAUGAAGCGUUGCAUAUUCUUUUCCAUCUAAAUCCUUCUGAUGAGGAUCUAAAAAAGUUGGUCACCAAAGGUGGAGACGAACUUUUCUUGGAUUCUUUAUUACAUUUCUUGAAAUGCGGGAAUUAUCAAUCUCGAGCCUAUGCAAUAAUGCUAUUAAAAUCAGCAUUCAAUGUGGCUGAUCCAGGGCAAUUAAAUGGUGUAAGACAAGAAUAUUUUAAAGAAAUAUUGUCUUUUCUGAAUACUAACAAAUUAAUGUCACAACAAGCUAUCAAGGCUGCACUCAAAUUACUAGUGGAACUUUGUCCAUGGGGAAGAAAUAGAAUCAAAGCAACUGAAGGUGGAGGUGUUUCAACCCUAAUUGAGCUUCUUCUUGAUACAACAGAAAGAAGACAUUGUGAAUUGAUCCUUAUAGUUUUGCACCAACUUUGUAGUUGUGCCGAGGGCCGGGCCGAGUUAUUGAGCCAUGGGGCAGGACUAGCCAUUAUUUCCAAGAAAAUUCUUAGGGUUUCUCAAGUGGCAAGUGAUAGAGCAGUGAGGAUACUUUCUUCAAUUUCAAAAUUUUCAGCAACUCCUAGGGUUCUUCAAGAGAUGUUGCAAGUGGGAGUAGUGUCAAAGUUGUGUUUGGUAAUUCAAGUUGAUAGUUGUUCAAAGACCAAGGAGAAAGCAAAAGAAAUUCUAAGGCUACAUUCUAGGGUUUGGAGAGAUUCUUCUUGUGUUCCUCCUCAUUUGCUCUCUUCUUAUCCAUCGUAGAGAAAAUUAAUGUUGUUUUUGUCCUUUUCAACUUUUGAAUCUAACUUACAUAUAUCGAUGGUGUAAGAAAAUUUUACACUUUCAAUGUACUUUGACUUGUUAUGA